AUGCCUUCUUUAUCAUCAUCACCUCCUGAUGCACGCUCCCAGCAUCAUCACUCUAUCCUUGGAGUGCACUCUCCUGAUAAACUGGUUGGGGAUUUACAUCUUUUCGACAAUUUAGUUGUGUUCACUACUGAAGAGCUCUCUCGUGCCCCUGCUGAGAUAAUUGGCAGGAGCUGCCAUGGGACAUCCUACAAGGCUACACUUGACAACGGGUACAUGCUGACAGUGAAGUGGCUGAAGGAGGGCUUUGCUAAGAGUAAGAAAGAAUUUUCCCGUGAAAUAAAGAAGCUUGGCAGUGUAAGGCACCCCAAUCUUGUCCCCUUGCGUGGCUACUACUGGGGCCCCAAAGAGCAUGAGAGGAUCAUGAUAUCAGACUAUGCAGAUGCCACAUCUCUGUCUACCUACUUGUCUGAAUUUGAUGAGCAGAAUCUCCUGUCCCUAUCAGCUGGACAACGGCUGAACAUUGCGAUUGAUAUUGCCCGCUGUCUAGAUUACCUGCACAACGAGCGGGUGAUUCCACAUGGCAACAACAAGUCGUCUAACGUCCUGAUUCAGAACUCCACUCCAUCUGCUCUAGUGACUGACUACAGCCUUCAUAGGCUGAUGACUCUGAUCGGCAUGGCGGAGCAGGUCCUAAACACCGGCGCGCUAGGAUAUUCCCCACCUAACAUAUAGAGUAGUAGAGAUUUGAUCAGCCCAAAAUAAGUAAAUCAAAUUCUGUUAUGAGAUCUACCACACAUAUUAUAUGUCAGUAA
This is a messenger RNA of Zea mays, 752 nucleotides long. RefSeq names its product LRR receptor-like serine/threonine-protein kinase GHR1. The record is from RefSeq and is a predicted model, not a curated record. Gene Ontology annotation, biological process: protein phosphorylation. NCBI's taxonomy places the organism in Eukaryota, Viridiplantae, Streptophyta, Magnoliopsida, Poales, Poaceae. The transcript is spliced from 2 exons. Gene Ontology annotation, molecular function: ATP binding; protein tyrosine kinase activity. Bases 1 to 672 code for a protein of 223 amino acids.